Eurypyga helias (sunbittern) is the source of this 482-nucleotide messenger RNA. Its product is annotated as mitochondrial fission regulator 1-like. The record is from RefSeq and is a predicted model, not a curated record. Gene Ontology annotation, biological process: mitochondrial fission; aerobic respiration. Gene Ontology annotation, cellular component: mitochondrion. The annotation marks the transcript as partial. The transcript has 3 exons. NCBI's taxonomy places the organism in Eukaryota, Metazoa, Chordata, Aves, Eurypygiformes, Eurypygidae.
UUGGAUCAAGUCCAGCUGCUUCAGCUGCUGCUCCUGUUGCACCUCCACCGCCGCCACCUCCUCCUCCGCCACCUCCUCCUCCCCCAGGUCUGCAGCAGGGUCUGUCUGCAGUUGAGCUCAUUAAAGAGAGGAGAAACAAAAAGACGAACUCUGGACAGAAUCUGACAGAAAAUGGGCCAAAGAAACCUGAAAUACCCAACAUGCUAGAAAUCCUCAAAGACAUGAACAGCGUGAAACUACGCUCGGUGAAAAGGUCACCAGAAGGAACAAAACCUAAAGCGGCUGACCCUACAGAUCCUGCAGCCUUAAUAGCAGAAGCGCUCAAAAAGAAAUUUGCUUAUCGAUACCGAAGUGACAGUCAGAGCGAAACAGAAAAAGUGACGCCGAAGAACGAAGCAAAGACAAAGACUGAGGUAGUGCUGUUCGGACCGCACAUGCUGAAGUCUACAGGGAAAAUGAAGACUCUAAUUGAAAAAUCCUAA